AUGACUGCCAACACCUUCAAGUCGGUAGGGCCAGAGCUCGCCGCUGUCCUGCCAUCAAAUGACAAGCCAUGGUACAAGAAGCGGAACCUGAUCUUCCUCAACUUCUGCAUCGUCAACCUCUUCAUGCUCUCCUCGGGCAAUGGAUAUGACGGUUCGAUGCUGAACGGCCUGUUGGCCCUCCCGCACUGGCAGGAGUUCACGAAUCAUCCCACCGGGGCCUGGCUUGGCUUCAUCAGCGGCGCGCAGAACCUCGGCUCCAUCGUCUUCUUCCCCUUUGUCGCGUGGUGCUCCAACCGCUUCGGCCGCAAGCCCACCAUCUUCGUUGGCUACUUCUGGCUCUGCCUCGGGGUCGGCCUGCAGACGGGCGCCUUCAACGUUCCCAUGUUUGUCCUAUCUCGCGUCAUCGUUGGCGUCGCGAGCGCCUUCUUUGGCGGAUGCGUGCCCCUGCUGAUGACCGAGACGGCGUACCCUACUCACCGCGGCGUCCUCACGAGUCUCUACAUGUGUGGCUGGUAUGUCGGCUCUUUCCUGGCCGCCUGGUCAACCUUUGGCACCCGCAACUACGACAACUCCUGGUCAUGGCGCAUCCCAUCCCUCCUCCAAGUGCUCAUCCCCGUCAUCGUGCUCCCCGGACUUAUUGUCAUGCCCGAAUCGCCCCGCUACUUGGUCUCCAAGCAACGAGAUCAAGAGGCCAAAGACUUCCUCAUCAAGUACCACGCAGAGGGCGAUGAGACAUCCCUCCUGGCCGCCUUUGAGCUCGCCGAGAUCACGCGAAGCAUCGAGAUGGAGCGAGAGUUCCAGAAGAGCAGCUCGUACCGCGACAUGGUUGCCACGCCCGCCAACCGCAAGAGAACCAUGAUCACCGUGUUCCUCGGCAUCUUCAACCAGUGGGCGGGUCAGAACAUUGCUAGCUACUACUUGCCCCCCGUCCUGACUUCGCUUGGCAUCACCACCGUCACGAAGCAGACUCUGAUCAAUGGGUUCCUGCAAAUCUGGAACCUUAUUUGCGCCCUGACCGGUGCGUUCAACGUCGACCGCGUCGGGCGCCGCCCCCUCUUCCUGGCGGCUACCCUUGGCAUGCUCAUCUCGUACAUCCUGAUCACCGCGCUCUCGGCCACAUUCGCCAAGGGCGGGUCGGCGGCCGUCGGCACGGCCGUUGUGCCCUUCCUCUUCCUGAUGUACGGGUGCUUCUCCCUGGCCUUCACCCCGCUGGUCGUCGCCUACCCGGUCGAGAUCUGGCCCUACAACCUGCGGGCGCGCGGCCUCUCGACCAUGUGGAUCUCGACCGCCACCGCCGUCUUCUUCAACAUCUUCAUCAACCCGAUCGCCCUCGACUCCAUCGCGUGGAAGUACUAUCUGCUGUACGUCUUCAUCCUCUCCGGCGGCUUCCUCUUCAUCUACUUCACCUUCCCCGAGACCCGCGGGCACAGCCUGGAGGAGAUGGCCCGUGUCUUUGAGGGAGACGAGGCGGCGGUGCCGAAGGAGGGUAUUAUCGCGGACAAGAUCACCGCGUCGGGGGCUACCCAUCAGGUGGAGGAGACGGGCCAGCAGCAGAACAAGAUCGAAUCCGCCUGA
This is a messenger RNA of Thyridium curvatum, 1575 nucleotides long. RefSeq lists its product as uncharacterized. Gene Ontology annotation, biological process: carbohydrate transport; transmembrane transport. Gene Ontology annotation, cellular component: membrane. NCBI's taxonomy places the organism in Eukaryota, Fungi, Ascomycota, Sordariomycetes, Thyridiales, Thyridiaceae. Gene Ontology annotation, molecular function: carbohydrate:proton symporter activity. The transcript has 2 exons. The record is from RefSeq and is a predicted model, not a curated record. The coding region runs from base 1 to 1575 and encodes 524 amino acids.